UUCAUUCUCGAUCAAUUCUCUUCAUAUUCCUCCUUUUUUUUUCUUCUGAACCAAGAAAGGUAUGUUGGGCCAUAUCGUUGACAAGGUCAAGGCGGCUGCUGCAAGUAAGAAUGGUGGUGGUGAUGGAGGGAAGAAGGUAAGCGGUACCGUGGUGUUGAUGAAGAAGAAUGUUCUCGACUUUAAUGAUUUCAAUGCGUCGAUCGUUGACCGGUUUCACGAGCUCGUUGGCCGGAGAGUCUCCCUGCAACUCAUCAGCGCUGAAAAUGGCGACCAUGCAAAUGGGUUGAAAGGAAAACUUGGAAAGGCAGCUUAUUUGGAAGACUGGAUCACUACAAUUACUCCAUUAACAGCAGGGGAGUCUGCCUUCAAGGUUACUUUUGAUUGGGAUGAGGAGAUUGGGGAACCUGGAGCUUUCCUGAUAGUAAAUGAACACCACAGUGAAUUCUACCUUAGGACUGUCACACUGGAAGAUAUUCCUGGACAUGGCAGGAUUCAUUUUGUGUGCAACUCCUGGGUUUAUCCCUCUAAACAUUACAAAAAAGAUCGCAUUUUCUUUGCUAACAAGACUUAUCUUCCACAUGAGAUGCCUGAACCCUUACGAAAGUAUAGGGAUGAAGAGAUGUUGGUUUUGAGAGGGGAUGGAAAUGGAGAACUCCAAGAAUGGGACCGUGUAUAUGACUAUGCUUACUACAAUGAUCUAGGGAAUCCUGACAAGGGUUCGAAAUAUGCCCGCCAUGUUCUUGGAGGCUCAGCUGAGUAUCCUUAUCCCCGUAGGGGGAGAACAGGUCGACCACCAACAAAAUCAGAUCCUAACAGUGAGAGCAGGUUGCCACUUCCGAUGAGUUUAAACAUUUAUGUUCCUAGAGAUGAGCGGUUUGGUCAUCUGAAGAUGUCAGAUUUUCUUGCAUAUGCAUUGAAAUCAAUUGCUCAGUUCAUCAGACCUGAGCUAGAAGCUCUGUGUGACAGCACUCCUAAUGAGUUUGAUUCGUUCAAAGAUGUGAUUGAAAUCUAUGAAGGAGGGAUCAAGCUUCCUGAAGGCCCCUUGCUUGAUGACAUCAUGAAGAAUAUCCCCUUAGAGAUGUUGAAGGAAGUAUUACCAACUGAAGGUGAAGGAUUAUUCAGAUUUCCAAUGCCCCAAGUGAUUCAAGAGGAUAAAUCUGCAUGGAGGACUGAUGAAGAGUUUGCAAGAGAAAUGCUUGCUGGAAUUAACCCUGUUGUCAUUCGUCUUCUUGAAGAAUUCCCUCCAGCGAGCAAGCUGGAUCCUAAACUAUAUGGUAAUCAAAACAGUUCCAUUUCCAAAGAACAAAUAGAGAAUGACUUAGAUGGACUAUCAAUUGAUGAGGCAAUCAACAAGAAGAAGUUAUUCAUAUUAGAUCAUCAUGACGCACUGAUGCCAUACCUGAGGAGGAUAAACUCUACUUCUACAAAGACUUAUGCAUCUAGGACGGUUCUUCUCUUGAAAAAUGACGGCACUCUGAAGCCAUUAGUGAUUGAAUUAAGUUUACCGCAUCCAGAGGGUGAUCAAUUUGGGGCUAUUAGCAAAAUAUAUACACCUGCUGAACAGGGAGUUGAAGGUUCCAUUUGGCAGCUUGCUAAGGCUUAUGUUGCUAUCAAUGACUCUGGCUAUCAUCAGCUUAUAAGCCACUGGUUAAACACUCAUGCAGCCAUUGAGCCAUUCGUGAUUGCAACAAAUAGGCAAUUGAGUGCAGUUCAUCCCAUUUACAAGCUUCUCCAUCCUCACUUCCGUGACACCAUGAACAUAAAUGCAUUCGCUAGGCAGAUCCUGAUCAAUGCUGGAGGAGUUUUGGAGACAACAGUUUUCCCAGCGAAGUAUGCCAUGGAAAUGUCAUCUGCUAUCUACAAGAAUUGGAUUUUCCCAGACCAGGCACUUCCUCAAGACCUUAAGAAGAGGGGAGUGGCGGUUGAUGAUCCAAAAUCAAAGCAUGGUCUCCGGUUGCUGAUAAAAGACUAUCCAUAUGCUGUUGAUGGGCUUGAAAUUUGGUCAGCAAUUGAAAACUGGGUGAGAGACUAUUGCUCCUUCUACUACAAAAGCAAUGAAAUGGUUCAACAAGAUCCUGAACUCCAAUCCUGGUGGAAAGAAUUGAAAGAGGAAGGGCAUGGUGACAAGAAAAACGAGCCAUGGUGGCCUAAAAUGCAAACUCGGGAAGAGUUGAUAGAAACCUGCACCAUCAUCAUCUGGGUUGCCUCAGCUCUCCACGCAGCUGUUAACUUCGGGCAGUACCCUUAUGCUGGCUACCUUCCCAACCGCCCUACAAUCAGCAGGAGGUUCAUGCCAGAGAAGGGCACUCCGGAGUACCACGAGCUUGAGACAAACCCGGAGAAGGCCUUCCUGAAAACAAUCACUGCACAGCUGCAGACUCUCCUGGGCAUCUCCCUCAUUGAAAUCCUUUCAAGGCAUUCGUCUGAUGAAGUUUAUCUAGGACAGAGGGACACCCCUGAAUGGACCUCCGAUGCGGUACCAUUGUCAGCCUUUGAAAAGUUUGGAAAUAGGCUGUCAGAGAUUGAAGAGAAAAUCAUUGAAAUGAACAAUGACAAGCAAUGGAAGAACAGGGUUGGUCCAGUGAAGGUGCCGUAUACUCUGCUUUUUCCUACUAGUGAAGGUGGACUCACCGGCAAGGGAAUUCCUAACAGUGUGUCGAUCUAAAGUUGCUUCAAAUCAUAUAGAUAUAAUUAUUUUAUUUCUAUGGAGAUGUUCUUUAUUUAUUUAUUUAUGUUCAAUAUUAAAUAAAAUCAAUGAUGACAAUAAGC
Molecule: messenger RNA, 2769 nt
Organism: Rubroshorea leprosula
Lineage: Eukaryota; Viridiplantae; Streptophyta; Magnoliopsida; Malvales; Dipterocarpaceae
Source: the annotation of a GenBank genome assembly